Fundulus heteroclitus (mummichog) is the source of this 3708-nucleotide messenger RNA. It is a transcript of the gene cdh16, whose product is annotated as cadherin 16, KSP-cadherin. The transcript has 16 exons. Gene Ontology annotation, cellular component: adherens junction; catenin complex; plasma membrane. Gene Ontology annotation, molecular function: calcium ion binding; cadherin binding. NCBI's taxonomy places the organism in Eukaryota, Metazoa, Chordata, Actinopteri, Cyprinodontiformes, Fundulidae. The coding region runs from base 19 to 2592 and encodes 857 amino acids. Gene Ontology annotation, biological process: multicellular organism development; adherens junction organization; homophilic cell-cell adhesion. The record is from RefSeq and is a predicted model, not a curated record.
UCCAUCUGUGUCACUCAGAUGUCCUCUGGAUUGCGUGGCAUCAUGAGUGUAUGGCUCAUUGAUCGGCUUUACAGUGAUGUCAAUACAUCCUGCGCAAAUAUAUAUCCAUUUUGCUUUUUUCGCCAGACUGUCAUAAACAUGACAUGCUCUAUGCUUUUUCUUUUUUUUUGGAGGAUAACAACCCUGCUUUGUGUUAUAAAUGGAUUGGACAGAAUAAUUGCCUCAGAUUUGCUCAAGCUUCACAACCUGCCAAGUAAUUACACUGACCUGGUGUUAACUGGAGACGAUGAGGGGAUAUUUGGAGUAGACGCCCAGUUUUUGUACGCAAUAAAACCGCUGGACAGAGAGAAACAGCCAUCCUACUCUUUGCAGGUGUCCUUCAGACCAUCGGACGCCGCUCAGAACAUCAGAUCGUCGUCUCAUCGACAGAGCUUCACCGUGGAAGUGUGUGUCAUUGACAAGAACGACAAUGUGCCCACCUUCAUAGAGGAGAGCAUGAGAGGCAGCGUACAGCUUGGGCUUCUCAAAGGGAUCCCCUUCAUGCAGGUGGAGGCGCUCGAUCGCGAUGACCGUGACACGGCUCAUGCUGAGCUGCGGUUCAGCCUGAUGGAGCAAACGCCCAGGAUUCCCUCCAGUCAAAUGUUUUUCAUUGACUCCAUUACAGGAGAGGUUUCCCUCACUGAGGAGGGAGCCUCCACUCUGGACCCAGAAAUGUGCGGUCGUUAUAAACUCUCAGUGAUGGUGAAAGACAUGGGAGGGAGGAGCAAUGCGUUCUUCACCACCGGCAUCGUUACCGUUGAGGUCACCGGGAACACUUGGGCCUCGCCGGACCCCGUGCGACUUCAGGAGAAUCUCCCAGGUCCCUACCCCAUUCCCAUUUCACAGGUCAAAUGGAGUGGAAGCCAAGCAGAGUACAGUCUGGACGGGGAGUUUCCAGAGAUGCUCUUCACCAUCAGCAGAGAAGGUGUCAUCUAUCUCAACGCCCCUCUGGACAGAGAGACGCAAGACCAGUUCCACAUCAGUAUAGUAGUUGAGCGUCCGGAUGGCAGACAAAUUGCCAAACCUGUGGAGUUGCGGGUGAUGGUGGGUGACGCCAACGACAACAGACCCACAUUUCCUCAGGCCCAGUACCACACCGUGGUGAAGGAACUGGCUGCUCGGGGGACCGAAAUCCUGACAGUGCAGGCAGCCGACAACGAUGAUCCCAAAACGGACAAUGUGCGGAUCUUCUACCGAUUGGUCGGGCAAAUUCCAGAGAGUCCUCGUGCCCUGUUCAGAGUGGACCGCGACUCAGGUGUCAUUUCUGUCCAGGCAGACAGCAUGGAGGGCACAGCACCUCAAUACACCCUUACCAUCACUGCUGAGGAUGCCAAAGGUCUAAACAGUUCCUGCACCGUGGUUGUGACGGUACAGGAUGAAAACAACAACCCACCAGUCUUCUCCCAGCAUGAGUAUGGACCCUUUCACAUUCCAGAGGAUGCUCUCGUGGGCACCACAGUCACAACUGUGUUGGCAAGGGAUGGCGAUGUUCGAGGCGGGGACAGCUGGCAGGUGGACUACCAUUUAGAGUCUGGAAAUGAAGAGGAGGUCUUUUCAUUGGUGACGGACAGGCAGACCAAUGAUCUUUCACUUGUUCUCUCAAAGGUGUUAGACUUUGAACGUGAGAGCGAGUACAUCCUGGUGCUCAGCGCCCAGAACCAGGUUCCUCUGGUCCGUGGCCGAUACGGUCCCUUAUCGACAGCAACAGUGUCCAUUUAUGUCGAUGACGUGAACGAGGGCCCAGUCUUGUCUCAGAGCCAUUAUGAGGUGACCGUCAGAGAAGGGGAGGAACCAGGGCGCGUCAUUGCCACCAUCCGGGGCUACGACCCUGAUUCCCACCCAAUAAGGUAUUCUCUCCAAGGAGACACCAAGAAAUACUUCUCAAUAGGGAAGUAUUCAGGUGAACUGAAGACUGUCCAAGCAUUGGACAGAGAGGAAAACAGCACGUACACAAUGGAGGUCAUUGCAGUGGAUGGACGAAACUCCUCCUUAUCCGCAUCCACCCUGGUGACCGUUCAAAUCCUGGAUGUAAAUGACAACAGCCCAGUGUUGGUCGGAGACUACUCCUGGAAGUACCUGUGCACACCUCGAUGGGAGGACCAAGCUCUGGUGCUGGCUUCACGGGACAGCGACGGUCCACAACACGGAGGGCGACUCAAUUUCUCUCUCCGGAGCGAUGCCACAGUGCGACGCAACUGGAAGCUAACUCCCAUUAACGAUACACACACUAACCUGUCAUUAAACAUCCCAUACCUUCCUCCUGAGGUCUACAUGGUCCCUUUCACCAUCUCAGACAGCAGCUCUCCUCCUCGGAGCACCUUCAUAAACUUGCCAGUGACAGUGUGUCCCUGCAACAUCAGAGGAAACUGCAAAAUAGCUGCCAAGCCGCUGCAGGGCAUGCCAACUAUCCAGUCUGCGGUGGGGAUUCUGCUGGGCACCUUUUCAGUCAUAGGAAUCAUCCUCAUUGUUAUUUUCGUGAGACUGUCCUAUCAAAACCCCAAAGAGCCAAGCAAAACCAGCCAGGAGAGGGUUCCACUAAAGAUAUCCAUCUAACUAAAAUGAUUAUUAAAUGUUACUGUCACUGCCUUCACUGUAUCGUCACCAAUGUAACAAUGUUGCUUUAAGCCCGUUGUGAAUAUUUUAGUUUUUUCAGUGCAUGUAUGUGAUUUAAUGCCCUAUUCCUGGGAAAUGAUUGUCACUUCUGUUUGUCUUUUUAUUUGACAUAUAAUAUUUUAUGUAUUUACUAAGCAGCACUGAAGUGAUGUGAAGAAUAAUAACAAUAGAACAAAGUACAGAGUUGUUUUUAGGAAGCUUAAAAGAGACAUCUUCCUUAAAAUAAAUUAACUUUAUACUGAGACGUAGCUUUUUGAGAUGUAGCUUGUUUGUAACUAACACUUCAGCUAUUUUAAAAGCACCGGGUUGGUGUUUGAGGCUUUUUAUUUAGUUCUAACUAUAAUAAGCUGUAGCAAAAUUCAGAAAUCAGAAGAAAAAUCUCUGUUAUGUAUACGAUGUUUGUGAAAUUUCCCAUUUGAAUUGUAAUAAAGUAUGACAGAAGCAGCGAGGAGCUUCAGAAUGUCUUGUUAGCUUCAGAUGCCAACAUCUUUUGUGUUCAUUUAUUCUGCAUAUGAAUUUCAUAGCAGAUGUGAACCUCUCUUACUAGGCUCUGGGUGUGUUAUCUGCUCCUUACACAUCCUAAACUAAAACACUGUUAAUUUAAUGAGACAGCCAGAACUCCAUAAUUACAUUAGCUGUAUGCUUCGGUCUCUGCAAUUAAGGUUUUUCUUUUUUUUAAAUGCUGACCCAAGCGACCUAACUGGCAGCCAGAGCUAUAUUCAGACGAAAGUGUUGCUAAAAACAGCUCAGCAACUGAAGGUCCACUGAAUGACACCGCUCCCAAUGAAACAAUGACCUCUCCAUGACAAAGGGUGAAGCUUUGUGAAAUUAAUAAAGUUCAGACCUGUACAGACUGCUGUUAACACAAAUCGCCUAGGUUAAGAUGACCCUUUGAUGAACACAGCAGCCAGAAUGUCGCUGACGCAGUGAAAAUUAAGCAGAGGCACAAAGCAGUUGGGAGAAAAUAGUCAUGGGAAAACUACUAAUUGUGCACUCAAUGAAUCUGGCCUUCAUGGAAGAGUGGCAGCAAGAAAGGCACUCUUGAAAAAAAAAAAA